Messenger RNA from Panicum virgatum (switchgrass), 1163 nucleotides. RefSeq lists its product as uncharacterized. Bases 117 to 1007 code for a protein of 296 amino acids. NCBI's taxonomy places the organism in Eukaryota, Viridiplantae, Streptophyta, Magnoliopsida, Poales, Poaceae. The record is from RefSeq and is a predicted model, not a curated record. The transcript has 7 exons.
AAGAGACUGAGCGGAGCCCUGCCGCCCAAUCCCCGAAGAAGUUCUACUUUCCCGCCCUCGCACACUCGCCUCCCCCAAUCUCCGGAUCGAUCCCGGUCCCGGCUUCCAGCAUCGACAUGUCUCGAUUGGGUUUGAUCGGGUGGCUAGAUGAUCUGGAAGACGCAGAUGAAGAUGUGGCCGAAAUACCGUCGCUGGUUAUACUCUCGGAGCCAGAUCUUUUUGAAAGGGGAUGGGGAUGGCAGAGGCUGCUGCCGUACAAGCAUGGUUUUAUUGAGUGGCACGAGUUUAAGGGAUACCUUCAGGACUAUUACCGCAAAAAUGCUGAACAAGUCAAUGCUCUUAUUAUGAACCUGAAGCCUGAUUGCUACGAGUGGAGCGUUCCUCCUAAUUUCAACGCCUCGCAUGCUGCGGCAGAUCUGUGUUUUAGGAGAGAGGCCAAACUCCAAAGCCUCCCAAGAAAACUCAGUCGUAAGGACAUCAAACUGAGCAAAGCUAUCCAGGAGCACGCGAGGCUAAAGCUCCGAUCAGGGGAUGAAUCUUUUCUUGCAGCCCAUGGCUUUGUGUGUAUCAUGAAGGAGGCUGAGUUGAUGUGCCAGCUGGUGCAGUGCAAGAAGUUUGACCCUACCAACUUCAUCAGCUUUAGCAAUCAGAUCCGGAGGUCUGCCUUGAAUCUUAUGCUGCACAAUGUGGAUAAAUCUACCGCGAUCCCUGCCGCUGCGGCCAUGGUGGGCCUUGCAAGGGAGGCUAAGUUUGCGCGUUAUGUGCUGGCUCGAGAGGACUCUGAGAGUUACAUGGACCAUGACGUGUGUGAUAUGAUUCGAGAAGGUACCGCUGCAGUUUUAACCAUGCUUGAGAAAGAAUUCGCUCGUGAUACGACUGCCAGCAAUGUUGGUGUGCUUCUUGGAGCUCCUACUGCUCGCAAAUCAGAGGAGCCAGAAGCUAGGACAGUUACCAAGGAUGAGAAGCUUGCAGGCUCUUCUUUGCAGCCAUCAGAGCCGCUUAAGUAACCAAGAAGGAUGGCUACUGUAGUUUCUUCUGGCCUGCAGAAUUUAGUUAUCUUGUUAUGUGCGUUCAAAUUGUGUUAUUACAGUAAUGUUUGUACUGAAAGGUACUUGGUUUUGUGGCAGUGAUGUGCUAUUAUGUUUCCUUUCCUGGGUUUAUGA